UAAGCACUGUACAUUUAUCAUGAGACUACAAGGUUAGAAGGUAAAAAGUAAUAAUUUAGAACUAUGUAUGUAUGGGGUACACUGUUGUAGGCAUUCUUUUUUAUUUUUAUUUUUUUUGCCCCAUAAUGUUAACUUUGCCUUGUAAUCUCAUGAUGUCUGGACAGUGGGCACCAGAUCAAUUAAACAGCAACUUGCAGAAAGGUGGGGCAAAGGGAAAACCCAUUUAACAUGUAUUUUACAGUGUUGUCUCCAGAGUCUCUAUGUGCACUCUAUUAACGUCAAAUUGUAUCACAACAGCCAAGCUUUCAUCAAAAAUAGUGACCCCAUAGUUUUUCGAUAGGGUGAUACAUUUUGAGUGACAGCACAAACAGGUUGCUAGUAGUGUGCAGGUCCGUCUUGUGGAGUCCCCACACCUCACCUGUCAAUAUUUGGUCAACCCAUCUGUCUUUUGAACCUCCAGCGUGCAGAUUUCUGUGUAACACCGGGGGCACGUGCAUGCCGUUCAGCAUUUCUCGCACCCUUCGUCCGCCGUCAGCCCGAGCCCUAAAUGAGUGACUUCGCGUGGAUGCGGUCGCCGCUGUUGAGCUGUCACUCUCCGGUGACCAGCUGACUCUGGAGGCUGGUUUUGUUGUUGCUCUGACGUCAGUGUGAGCUACAAUGAAGCUGACAACAUGGGUAUAAAAGCCGGUUUGAAGGCUGACGCUCGGGUGCUCCAAGCUCCUGCUAUGCACCGGGUUAACAUCAGGCUACCACAUCAGGGAGGGCUGAGGGGAGCAAGAUGCACUUUCUGAGCUUCACACCCAUCGUUCUACUACAGCUGACUUUUCACGCUGUACUGCAUGGUGCCAAAUGGACAUACAAUGGGCCAGAGGGAGAGCACAACUGGUCCAAGCGUUAUCCAUAUUGUGGUGGAGCUUUCCAGUCUCCAAUAGACAUCAAAUCAGAGUUGCUAAGGUUCGACCCAACUUUACAUCCAAUUGAGGUUCAAAACUACAACCUGUCGCCCAUUGAUCAGCUUACUCUUGGAAACAAUGGACAUUCUAUACAAGUAUCACUGCCCUCUAAGAUGUACAUCUCUAGCCUGCCACAUCGUUACACGGCAGCUCAACUCCAUUUCCACUGGGGCUCCUCCAGCAGACCUGCAGGCUCUGAACACAUGGUGAACAGUAAGCAGUAUGCAGCAGAGAUGCAUGUAGUACACUUCAAUUCAGACAAGUAUCCCAAUAUGUCCAUGGCUGUAGACAAAUCUGACGGCCUGGCUGUGCUGGGUGUCCUGAUUGAGGUUGGAGAGUCCAAUCCAGCAUUUGAACAGUUUCUGAAGUUCAUCAAUGGUAUCAAAUACAGGGAUCAGAGAGUGCAGGUGCCUGGUUUCAACAUCAGAGCACUGCUGCCUGAACGUUUGGAUGAGUAUUAUCGCUACGACGGGUCACUGACGACUCCUCCAUGCUAUCCCAGUGUCCUGUGGACAUUGUUCAGGAAUCAUGUUACAAUAUCUCGCAAACAGUUUCUGGCCCUGGCAACAGCCCUCUACUCCUCCCAUGCCCAGGACUCAGCCCCUGUGCCUCUGAAUGACAACUACAGGAAACCACAGCUCGCCAACAGCCGAGUUGUGCUGGUAUCUUUUAAGGAGGGCAGAGGACUGCACAGUACUCUUACAGUCACAUCUCCGCUCACGAGGAAACGAAUCGUUCAGCAGCUGCUGGUUGGCGACCUAGCUGACCUGGCUGAUGAAGGGCUCAAUCAGCUCCUACCAAGUGGCUCAGAGAAGCUUCAUGCUGGCAAGAAGAAAGACCUCAAAAACCAGCAGAGUGAGACGCUAGCCAAAUCCAAACAACAAAUGCUGAAUCCAUCCCUGUGGAAGAAGAGCCAGAACGACCGCUCUCUGGGAAAGUUAGGGCUGGCUGAAGACGCACUGUGCUACGUCUCGCUGGAGCAGAGAGUUUUACAUCAGCUCAAACAGUCCCACACUGAGAACCAGCUGGUUCAGGCUCUCAGUGAUGCAGUUUUCCCUGAGCUCAACCUCAAGAGCUACCUGGACUGUAAAUCAGACUUAGCCCUCCCCGCUAUCAGACAUAUUCUCCGUAGACGGCCAACAGAUGAGGCUUUUGAGUUAGAUCGCUCUCUGACAAAAGCCUUGAUGAAUCAGAGGAAGACUUCACCAGCAAUCAAGCAAAGUGUGCCAAUGACAAACUAUGGCGGUCUCCCCUAUGCUACUGUUCCCAGGAAACCACACAGCCAGGGUUAUCCACAUCCUUGGCUUUUGCCAAUGGAGUGGGAAGACUAGAGAGAUUCCUGACAUAGUUGAGACUCACAUUAUGUCACUUUUUGUAGCAGACAUCAGUUGUGUGUCCCACAAUGAAAGACUAAAGCCACAGCCUGCAUUCCUUUGACCAAACUUUCUCACAAAUGUAUUUAAUAUUAAAUUAUUAUUUCCAGUGUGUGAACAUAAUUAUAAAACGACUGUAAUAUGAGUUAAUUUACUGUAGUUAUUGUUUUAGAAAACAUACACCUAUGUAUAACCAGUCAUCACCCGUUACUGUUCUCAGUACUGUAAACAGAUUCUAAAACAUUAACCAAUUCUCAAUAUGUAGAUUUUUGGCCUGAAACAUUUACUUUUUCACAAUAGGCUUUAGGUAUGUUUGCAUAAUUUUGCCAAUACAGUGCUUUAAAAUAAAUUUCUACAAAGCACAUAUUUCAUGCUUGAAAAUCUAAAUGCAUCAAGCCACACGUGGUACAUAAAAUGUCUGGCAAAGAAUAUUUAUAGUGUUAUAUUGUACGCCAAGUUCAGUUCUAUAGUAUUUGAAUUGCAGAGCUAUACUAGUAAUUACUGUCUUGCACAAUGUAGAGAUGCAGCUCAACCAAAAGAAUUUACAAGAGCUUGAGUGCUUUACGUCAAAAUCCCUGUCUUCUGUUACAAUUUGUUCUUCUGUUCAAAAUGCCAUUUACAAUAAGCAAGGAAACAGCUAAUGUACAUGGGGAACUAUUUUAAAUAAAAGCAUUUUAAAUGAA
Siniperca chuatsi (mandarin fish) is the source of this 3009-nucleotide messenger RNA. RefSeq names its product carbonic anhydrase XII (gene ca12). Lineage: Eukaryota; Metazoa; Chordata; Actinopteri; Centrarchiformes; Sinipercidae. The record is from RefSeq and is a predicted model, not a curated record. The coding region runs from base 779 to 2284 and encodes 501 amino acids. Gene Ontology annotation, cellular component: plasma membrane. The transcript is spliced from 9 exons. Gene Ontology annotation, molecular function: zinc ion binding; carbonate dehydratase activity.